Messenger RNA from Ochotona curzoniae (black-lipped pika), 806 nucleotides. Its product is annotated as very-long-chain 3-oxoacyl-CoA reductase-B-like. Gene Ontology annotation, molecular function: oxidoreductase activity. Lineage: Eukaryota; Metazoa; Chordata; Mammalia; Lagomorpha; Ochotonidae. The annotation marks the transcript as partial. The record is from RefSeq and is a predicted model, not a curated record. Gene Ontology annotation, cellular component: endoplasmic reticulum. The transcript has 8 exons.
UGGGUGACCCUGCUCCCUGCACCCCUGCACAGCUGGCCAGGAGAGGUCUCAACGUGGUGCUCAUCAGUCGGAGCCUGAGCAAGUUGGAGCAGGAGGCCAAGGAGAUUGAGCGGCUGCAUGGCCGGCAGACUCGAGUCAUCCAGGCUGACUUCACCCGGGGCAUGGAGAUCUAUGCGGACAUCGAGGCGGGACUGCAGGACCUGGACAUAGGAGUGCUGGUGAACAACGUGGGCAUGGCUUAUGCGGGCAGAAAGCUGAAGAGGGUUCUGGAGUGGGAGGACCCUGGACAAAGCAUGACGGACCUGGUGAACUGCAACAUUAUGUCAGUGAUCCAGAUGACCCGCAUCGUCCUGCCCCGCAUGGUCACCAGGCGCAGAGGUGUCAUCAUCAACCUCUCCUCGGUGACCAGCUUGCGUAGCAUCCCACUUUGUAACAUGUAUGCUGCAUCCAAGGCCUUCGUGCGAAGCUUCUCCAACGCCUUGGCCACAGAGUACCGCCCCUAUGGCAUCACCGUGCAGACCGUGAGUCCUGCUCUUGUUGCCACAAAUUUGACCACUGGCUUCAAACCCGGACUCCUGGUCAUGCGGUCUGAAGACUUUGCCCGGGAGGCGCUGGACACUGUGGGCCUGUCGUCUGACGUCUCUGGCUGCCUGAGCCAUGCCCUGCAGGUGCCGCAGUGUGGCGGGUGGCAGGUGGUGGGUGGUGAUGUUUUUUGGCCAGGUGGAAGGGGAGUGGUCCAGAGGAGGGGAGAGGCCGAGGAGGCGCAGCACAAAGAGCUGACCCGGCUCCUGUCCUCUCCAGAUUAG